GAAGCAUUUUCAAGCCCACUGUCUGCUCUCAGCUGUCAACACUCUGAUACACAUCAUCUGUGAGCACAAGGCAGAGCUGCACAGAGGAAAAAAUAGACUCAUGUAUCCCUUUAGAGAACAUGCAGCGUCGUUUCAGUGUUCGCAUUGAGCACAGCGCUGGGUUAACCACAGGCAGAGCUGAGGUGAGGGGAGGGUAAAGAAGGUGAAUUUUCACACGAAAACUGAAACUGCAUUCAAUGGCAGCAUGUGCAGGAGGCAGAAGGAGGCAAACACAGCAGCCGUACGACAGAUAUCUGGUAUUUUAAAUGGAGAAAACUCAGCAUAUUACAUCAACAACCUUCUUAAGGUGUGUUUCUGAGGAGUGCGUGAGCUUCCUAUUUAGGGCCUGAUGGUAUUUGGGCUCUUAAGCAAGACUUGAAAGGAAGAGUUCAAGAGACAGAGGACUACACUAUGAGCAGAGGCUGCUGAUGGUGUAGAGUGGUGAAGACACAUGAACUGAGGCAGCCCAACACAUGGCGGUUCACAGUCCGGUCAAUGGGACCACAGCGAUCCCGUGGAGGGGCAUCAAGAGGAGGCUGUCGCUGCUGGAGCAGCUGAAGGGCUGUCAGGAGGCCUGGUGCCCCGGGGAGCCCUGGGACAGAGAGGGGGCCCACGCUGCGCUCUGUGGGACACCUGCCGGGAGCUUCCUGGUUGUGAGGGACUCUGCGACGUCUCAGCCCGGCCUGCUGUGUGUGUCUGCUGGAGCACAGAAUGAGGACGUUCUUGAUUUUAAUAUCAAAUGCACAGGCACAGUCUUCCAGCUCUCUGACUCUCGACUCUCUUUCUCUGACUUGGCUCAGCUGGUGCUCUUCUACUCUCUGACCAGGGAUGUGUUGGCCGUCUGUCUGUCCAUCCCCCGCUGGAUCUACAGUGUAACUGAGAUGAACAAAGACCGUCUCUCAGAGCUUGAGCCCAAAACUUGGCUUCUCACACCGCCUGAGCAACAGACUGAUGAAAUGACCCAAACGGAGCCGAGCAGCGUGAUGUGCUCAAUACAGCUGACGUCCUCCAACGGCGCCUUGUGCAUCAUCAACCCCCUCUACCUUCGUGAACACGGAGACGAGUGGCUGACCAGCAGGACGACCGCCAUGCAGCCCUCGAAAUACAAACAAGGUCGCCGCCUCAGCACCACCCGGACGUGGGCGGGGGCGGGGUUACAGAAUAAACGAGCCAUGUCAUUGGAGCAGGAGCCCUUUGCUGCCAGCACAGAGAGCACAGAGAGCUCAGGUCUCGUCAGAGCCAGGUCAGCCGAUUUACCGUCAACCCCACAGAUAGCAGCAGGGGUUGUCCUCAGGAGGCCCAGCCGAGACACUCCCAGCAGCCCCCCGUACAGAGCGAGCACCGGGAGCCUUCCUCUAUCCGCUCCCUCCACCCCCGGCAGCCUGACGCCCGAGACGCAGCGCCACAGCAGCCCCCUGCCUCAGUCCCCUCACAGGGUGUCCUGGAUCGAAGACGGAGUCUGGCUGCCUCUACCCAGGCCCUCCUCCUCGCUCCAUCCCCCGUCCAUGGAGCUCGACUCGCUGUCAAUCAGCAGCAUCGAGGAAGAGCAGGAGUCCCCGUUGCUGAGCCCCGCACCACACCACGCCUCGGCACACCGCCUGGCUGACAAGGUCAUACAUCGGUUCUCGGCGGUGGGCCAGGCGCUGGGCGGGCUGGUGUGCCCGAAGAAGAGACUGAUCAAUCGUGUGCAGGAGCUGAGCGAGAAGAAAGGGUCGGCGUUCGCUGAGGCUGUGAAGGGCUUUGUGGAGACGACACUGAGGAGAGGGAUUGAACCUGGAGGGGCCACGGGGUCAGAACUCCUUCAGGACGUGAGGGCGUCGCUCACGUCACUGAGGGACACGCUGCUGGACUACCCAGAAAUCCAGGCGUUACUGGACAGCAUUACUGACUUAUCUGACGCUGAGAUUGACUGCCUGGUGGAGCGUUCCAUCCACAAAGUGGCUCUGAAGCCCGUCUCCGCUCACCUCUACACCUGCAUUCACACAUCCCAGACCAAUGCCGGCACCUUCGAGCGUCUUCAGAACAACCUGAAAGUUUUGGAAAAGAACAAAGUGGAGGACCUCGGGGGGUCGGCGGGAGUCGGAGUUCCCGACUCCGUCACCGUGGAGAGGAUCCAGCAGUGGUGGACUAGCAUGCAUGAGGAGUUCUCUCCAAACAAGAAGGUCAAGAUCCUGCUCAAAGUCUGCAAGAGAAUCUAUAACAGCAUGAGCGCCAAUUCCAGCUCAGGUACAGUGUUUGGAGCAGAUGAUUUCCUGCCCUGCCUGACGUGGAUGCUGCUCCGUAGUGAUUUGGUCACCUUACAGAUCGACACUGACUACAUGAUGGAGCUGCUGGACCCCACACAGCUGCAGGGAGAGGGUGGCUACUACCUUACAACCCUGUACGCCUCCCUCUACUACAUCAGCAGCUUCCGGCCGCGACUGGCUGCCCGUCAGCUCAGCGUGGAAGCCCAACACUCCCUCAACCAAUGGCACCGCAGGCGCACCCUGCACUGCGACCAGUCACGUCGCAGCAAGAACCGACGGACCAUUCGCAGGCAGGCGUGUCGGGAUAAAGGUGCGCAGAGCUCUGAGACAGAAGCCGGUGGUAAACAGGAAGGUGGGAAAGAAAGUGAUUCUGUUAACGCUGAUGAGUCACGGCAGCAGACUGAAGCUCUGCAGACGCUGAGGGAGGAGACGGUGACAGACAAAGGAGCCGGCGACCAAUCACAGACUCCAGCAUCACACGGUCAACCUGAGACACAGGAAGAAGAAGUGACAAGCAAACAGGAAGACAGACAGAGUUUUAGUAUAGCAGAAGAAGAGGACCACAGAGGAUUGUAAUGGAGAGAGGACCUGGAGAAGGUCAAAAUGAUCUCACUGGGUCGAACCUGCUUGAAUUCAUCUUCUGAAGAGGCAAAGGAAGCUUGUAAUUUAUGUCAUUAACACACCGGCGUCUGUUGUGAUGAACUAUGUGCCUUUUUGAACCCUUGCCAACCUGAGGGACUUCUCUAAGGGUCAACCGAGAGGUCACAAGAUGAUGACAGAAAAACAGUUUUUUGUGACUUUUCUCAACUUUCAGCUCUUUUUUCUCUAAAGUGCUGCACAUUUUUCAGAUCCAGGGAGAACAUGUCAUUCUUUAAACUGAACGGAGCACUCUGAGGCCGUCAUCUGUACCAAGGUUCAGAAGAGCUGCUCCGGUUGAUGGGUCACGAGGCUGUGAAAGUGCUGCCUUCAAUGACAGCACAUUUGUUAUCAUAUUGUAAAGAACAGAUGUGUUUACAGAAAAACGUAUUGAAAUGAUGCUUUUUUUUCAUUUACAUCUCGUAAUUGAUCACAUUGAUCAAUUAGUAACACGUUGGCUAUCAGUCCACCUCUCCUCAGUGAACAUGCUUCCAUCUUGUAUUUGGUAGAGGAGCUUUGCUUCGUGGCACUGAGGUCUCAAACUGGUUCCCUUGAACAGGACCUUAUUACAUUUCGUGAGGAUGAGUUGGAACUCUUUCAUGAUUAAUUUAAACCGACAUCAUUUUUCAGCUGUAUUAGUAAAAUGUGUUAAUAUGAACAAAGUAAUAAAGUAAAAUCAGCUUUUG
Stegastes partitus (bicolor damselfish) is the source of this 3607-nucleotide messenger RNA. RefSeq names its product Ras and Rab interactor-like (gene rinl). The coding region runs from base 513 to 2861 and encodes 782 amino acids. The record is from RefSeq and is a predicted model, not a curated record. The transcript has 11 exons. NCBI's taxonomy places the organism in Eukaryota, Metazoa, Chordata, Actinopteri, Pomacentridae. Gene Ontology annotation, cellular component: endocytic vesicle; cytosol. Gene Ontology annotation, molecular function: small GTPase binding; guanyl-nucleotide exchange factor activity. Gene Ontology annotation, biological process: vesicle-mediated transport.